CUGGCCUCCAGUGGGGGACACUUUACACACAUGGGGCCUCAUCAAAAACCCACCAGGUGCCACCCCUCCUCCCUCAUUCAGAGCCCAAAACUGGCUUAUCAUCACUCCUCUACGAGUGGAAUCGCAGGGGAAGAGGCACCACGCAAAUCCACCUCUGUCUUUUUUUCUGAAGAGAGAGAGAGAAAAAAAAAAGUUCCUUCUUUAGCUGUGCUACAAAGUGACACACAGACAAAAGAUGUUCAAUUACAGGCGAUGCAGUAACUUCACCUGGAAUGGCACCCUGAAGGACCUGGGGAAUCGCUACGGUUGCGGUGAGCGGAUUAGGCCAGUCAUGGCAGCCCCGAGUUCCAGUGGACUAGAGGUGCUGCUGACCACACUGCAGGAUGCAGGUGACAUGGAGAGCACUCUCAACAUCCUCAAUGUGCUGGAUGAACUGCUCUCUGCUGGCACUGACAGACGGAUCCACUACAUGAUCUCUAAAGGGGGCAGCGAGGCUCUCCUCAUAGCUCUGGUGAACACAGCACACACCAUCCCACCCAAUUACACCUUACUGCUGCCUAUUCUGCACCUGCUGGCCAAGGUUGGACACAGAGACCGCAGGAUUGGUGUGAAGGCGGAGAAGGCCGAGGCGGUGCUGCUGAUGCUAGGGUUGCUCCGUCAGAAUGUGAGGGAUGUCAGGAGAGCUGCCGCCUGUCUGUGGGUAAUUCAGGUCUUCUGCACCUCAGUCUCCACGGCGACGCUGCUGGGGAAGAACAGAGGGCUGGAUGUCGUGUUUCGGCUGAUACCUACGCACACCACCAAACACAUACGCACCGUCAAGGCUGCCAUUGAUGCGCUGGCUGCGCCUAUAGCUCAAAUGAGCUCUCGGACCGGCGCAGAUGUGGUCUCACACGAUAAUGACCAGGGGAAGGCCAACUGGGAUGUGGUGACCUGCUCUGAGGUUGACAUGACUUUCAGAAACACACUGAUCAGGGCUGCAUCCUAUCCUCCCAAAAGCUUGGAGAUACUGCAGUGUAGUGUAGACUACCAUCUUGACCACUUGUGCAUUUAUAGCACUGCACUGCACAUUGAGGUGAACUGCAGGACGGCUGUGUCUAAAGGCUACAUCUCAGGUCUGCUGAAGCUGUUUGCAGACUGGCACAAUAAUGACACAGACCGUGAGCACCUCCUUAUUCAGAGGGCCCUUCUGCACUGCCUGCACCGGGCCACUAACACCAGCCUGGGUAGGAGCUCCCUGGUGGCCGAGGGCGGUAUUGCAAUCCUCUUUCAGACCACACAGACCUGCAUGUUUACCAGAGGGAUGGAGUCUCUGGUGGAGCCAGCGGUGCAGCUGAUGAGAAAGUGCUGUCCCAAGUGUCCACUGCCCCUGGCCUCUGAUAUGAGUGUCUACCGAUUCCCUCUACCAGGCGGGACCCUCAGCAACUGUGAGUCGACGCCUGGAACUCAAGGUGAGGGCUUUGAAGAUGACAGUGACAGCGAUGUUGAAAAUGAAGAUGCAGAGAAUAGAGACUAUGAGGAAGACCUGGAGACAGACCUUGAGUCCCUGCGGCAGCGGCCUGAACCUGACCGACCCCUGGAGCAGCUGGGCCAGUACGUGCGCCUCUGCCCCGAGCUCCACCACGACUUUCAGGAGCUGGACUCAGGCUCGGAGUCAGAGGAGAGUUCUGACGAGGACAGUCUCGUAAACGGGGACAGCGGUGACCGGUGGCUGAAGACAGGACGCGGCUCCCCGCGGCGGGAACCCGGAGUCUCCGUCCAGACCCCGUUGUCCUGUACUCCUCGAAAUGGCCACACCCCGUCCAUCUUGAGGGGCGAGGGUCACGGCACGCCUGAGGAGGACAAACACAGAAUGAAGGUCAAAGACCUCCACAGGCAGUGCCUGAGCUCCCAUGAGGAGGGUCAUCGCAGUAUGGUGGAUCGGCUCCUGGAGAAGUUCGGUUCCUGCAUCCCACACCACGACCCCCGGCUGUACGCUGCUGCCGCCGCCAACACCAGCUCCAUCGCUGGCUACUCCAUCCUGGCCUUCCCAGACUUCUGGGGCCAUCUCCCCCCACCAGGGCCAGAGCCCAUGGCCAUCCGAAGACCCAAUGUGCAGAGAAAGAAAGUGCUGGAAGAUAUCCAACGGUUUCUAUGCCCUGAAGACAUCAUUAAUAAAGUUGUCUUUGACUUGGAGGAUCCUAGUGCUCAGUGUUCCUCUGACCACAAGGACUCCCUGCGUUUCUUCUCUCAGUUUGAGUGCGGCAACCUGCGGAAGGCUGUGCACGUGCGCAGCUAUGAGUAUGAUCUGAUUCUGAAUGCUGACGCCAACACGUCGCAGCACCACCAGUGGUUCUACUUUGAGGUGAGUGGUAUGGUAGCCAACGUGCCCUAUCGCUUCAACAUCAUCAACGGUGAGAAGACCAACAGCCAGUUCAACUAUGGGAUGCAGCCGGUGCUGUUCUCCGUCCGAGAGGCUUUGGAGGGCCGGCCUUGUUGGGUGCGCACCGGCACUGAGAUCUGCUACUACAGGAAUCAUUUCCAGCCCAAUAGUUGCCAGAAAGACUCGUGUUUGUACACCCUCACCUUCACUGUGACCUUUCAGCAUGAGGAGGACGUCUGCUACCUGGCUUACCACUACCCCUACACAUACUCAGCCCUUCAGGCCCACCUGCAGAUGUUGCAGCAGUCAGUGGAUCCCCGUAAGGUGUUCUUCAGACAGCAGAACCUGUGCAACACUCUGGCAGGAAAUGCUUGCCCCCUCGUCACCAUCACUGCCUGCCCCUCGUCCCGCACCUGGAAGAGUUUGCACCAGCUCCGUAACCGUCCGUGUGUGUUGCUGACGGCGCGGGUGCACCCAGGGGAGAGCAAUGCCAGCUGGGUGAUGAAGGGCAGCCUGGAGUUCCUGUGCAGCAGUGACCCUGUGGCUCAGAGCCUUAGGGAGGCCUUCAUCUUCAAGAUCAUCCCCAUGCUCAACCCAGAUGGGGUCAUCAGCGGCACUCACCGCUGCUCACUGAUUGGUGAGGAUUUGAACAGACAGUGGAAAAAGCCAGACCCAGUCCUCAGUCCCACCAUCUACCAUACCAAAGGGUUCCUGUACUACCUCAACAGCAUCGGCAGGACGCCUCUGGUGUUCUGUGAUUACCACGGCCACUCCAGGAAAAAGAACGUCUUCCUCUACGGAUGCAGUAUGAAGGAGACACUCUGGCAGUCAGGCUCCUCAGUCGACACGGCAACACUCAAGGAGGACCCAGGAUACAGGACGAUUCCCAAGACUCUGGAUCGUAUCGCGCCAGCGUUCUCCUUCAACAGCUGUAAUUACCUGGUGGAGAAGUCCCGAGCGUCCACGGCCCGAGUGGUGGUGUGGAGGGAGAUAGGCGUCCUCCGGAGCUACACCAUGGAGAGCACCUACAACGGCUGCGACCAGGGCAUCUAUCAGGGCAUGCAGCUGGGCACUCGUGAGCUGGAGGAUAUGGGAGGGAAGUUCUGCCAGAGCCUGCUGACGCUCCGAAAGAGCACCAUGCUCUACGAUAGCAAAGUCAUCAGCCACAUGGCACUGCUGGACGACAGCCUGAUGGACCACAAGUCACACAACUGUUUUGUUGAUGAUGAGCCCCCUUGUGUGGAGGAGAUUGAGUACCAUUCCCACGUCACCUCUGACCUCCCUGGCAAUGACUUGGAUUCAGAGGUCAACGCCAACAUGUCCAGCCCGGAGAACGACAAUAUGGACAAGGACGGCGACAAGCAGAUGCCGCGUUGCCAUGGGAACGACCUCAAGUCCCGCCUCUACCCCCACCUGUGUCGCCCAGACUCCCUGGAGUCACUGUAGGAUGGACUGAGCAUGUGCAGUAGCAACAUCUACAGCGAUGACAGGCACCAGUUGUCCAGUUGUGAAUUGAGUCACCCCCUACUUUCUUAGAAACAAAACCAAACAAAACAAAAACAAAAUGGUGAAUUCUAGAACCUUUAAGGAUUCUGUGUAGGUUCUGUAAGUUUCCUUUAAAGAAGUUGAAGAUUCUCCAUGUAAAAUGUUCUACUCAAGAAAGCGGGUUAUUUUACACCAAUUUACACCCAGCAUUGAUUUGGCCGACAUGGUGAUGUUCAGGCAUAUGACAUAAUGUAGUCCCUGUGCUUGCUAACUGGAUGUGUCACUGGAAAUUUGAGUAAUAUCUAGUGGUUUGCAAUUAGCGAGUAGCAUCAGCAUGACAAAUGCAACACACAAUUUUGUAUUGAACACAAUUAUGAGCGUCUUAGACGGUCUGAGAUAAGAUUCCCCAAGACAGUUGCUGAAGACUAAAAUAUGUUGUGUAUAAAAUAUCUUGUCUUAGAUAGAGUUUGAUAACCUAUACAUAAACACUGUGCAGACAUAAAUCAUUGUGGUUAUUUAUUGGUACAUGCAUCUAUAACAACAUGUAACUUAAACGUAGAUGUGCAAAAUGAAUCAUACUAUUAUAGAAAAAAACGCACAGGUCAUCAUAGGACAUGAAACUGGGCAUCAUAACCAUACCAUGCCAUAUCAUAAAGUGUAGUAUUGUAUGGAAUUAUGUUUACAUUAUAUAAGCUGCAUUUUAAACAAUACUUUUUUGUAAGGCAUUUUGUUAAAGAGGCAAAAAAAAACAGGUGUUCUUUUGUGUUCACAGUGAGCAGUUGUUAAAAACUAUAGCACUUAACUUGUAUCCUGAAGUGGUAGAUCCAGUCAUUACACUGUAUUGUAUAGUACAAUACGUAUUACACUACAUUUUACUGCAUUAGGAUUAUGGCAUCAUUGCCCAAAUAGGACAAUUUGGAACAAAUACACAUAUCCAAAGGAAUGUUAAAUUCAGUUUGCAUAAUAUUAUUCCUGUAACAGUUUCUGGCUCAAAGCUGUUUGUUUCAAUGGAGGUAAGCUCCACUCUGUACCUGAUUUACUCUGUGGCAGGUUUCAGGACUUGAAAACAGUUUUGGCGUCAGCUACCAUGGAACCAGUGCCCUUGAUUGUAUGUGAAUAAUGUUUUCAGUCCUUUUCUGUCCAGUCCUUCCACGGAAGAGAAAACUGUUGUCCCUCAAAAAGCCAUUUUUGCACAGCAAUAAAAAACAGAAUUGAG
Messenger RNA from Alosa alosa (allis shad), 5060 nucleotides. RefSeq names its product cytosolic carboxypeptidase 4. The record is from RefSeq and is a predicted model, not a curated record. Gene Ontology annotation, molecular function: metallocarboxypeptidase activity; zinc ion binding. The transcript has 27 exons. The coding region runs from base 236 to 3805 and encodes 1189 amino acids. Gene Ontology annotation, biological process: C-terminal protein deglutamylation; proteolysis; protein side chain deglutamylation. Lineage: Eukaryota; Metazoa; Chordata; Actinopteri; Clupeiformes; Clupeidae.